Messenger RNA from Equus caballus (horse), 4388 nucleotides. RefSeq names its product methionine adenosyltransferase 1A (gene MAT1A). The record is from RefSeq and is a predicted model, not a curated record. Gene Ontology annotation, molecular function: methionine adenosyltransferase activity; ATP binding. Gene Ontology annotation, biological process: S-adenosylmethionine biosynthetic process. Gene Ontology annotation, cellular component: cytosol. Lineage: Eukaryota; Metazoa; Chordata; Mammalia; Perissodactyla; Equidae.
GCGUGGGGUGUUGGCCUUGGAGAAAUGUGGAGGUUAGCUGCAGAGCUGAAGCGCGUCCACGAGGAGCUUCAUUCUGCAGAAUCUACACAGCCUUCCUCCCCACACGUCGACCAGAAGCUCAGGCCUUGGGAAAUCAGACUAAGGACCGAAAUUCCUCAAGGAGUCACUCAGGAGCGAGCUCUGACCAGUCGGAGGGAGUGACACAUCCCUGUUUGGCCCCUCCCUCCUGCCCAUCCUCGCUUUCCCCGCGUGCUUGCACGCAGUUGGGCGGCGGUGAUCCAGGGGCUGUGCCAGAGGCAAGCCUGUUGGGUCUAAAGAAAAAAAGUCAGGCAAAGUCACAGCAUUAAGACUGUUGCCUUGAAGAAGCGAGUGGAGAAUUGUGAGAAGAUGAACGGACCGGUGGACGGCUUGUGCGACCACUCUCUGAGUGAGGAAGGGGCCUUCAUGUUCACAUCGGAGUCUGUAGGAGAGGGGCACCCAGAUAAGAUCUGCGACCAGAUCAGUGACGCGGUGCUGGACGCCCACCUCAAGCAAGACCCCGACGCCAAGGUGGCCUGCGAGACGGUGUGCAAGACGGGCAUGGUGCUGCUGUGUGGGGAGAUCACCUCCAUGGCCGCGGUGGACUACCAGCGGGUGGUGAGGGACACCAUCAAGCACAUCGGCUACGACGACUCUGCCAAGGGCUUCGACUUCAAGACCUGCAAUGUGCUGGUGGCACUGGAGCAGCAGUCCCCGGACAUCGCCCAGUGUGUCCAUCUGGACAGAAAUGAAGAGGACGUCGGUGCUGGAGACCAGGGCUUGAUGUUUGGCUAUGCCACGGACGAGACUGAGGAGUGCAUGCCCCUCACCAUCGUGCUCGCGCACAGGCUCAACGCCCGCAUGGCCGAGCUGAGGCGUGCCGGGGUGCUGCCCUGGCUGAGGCCGGACUCCAAGACUCAGGUGACCGUCGAGUACGUGCAGGACAAGGGCGCCGUCAUCCCCGUGCGCGUCCACACCAUCGUCAUCUCUGUGCAGCAUGACGAAGACAUCACGCUGGAGGACAUGCGCAGGGCCCUGAAGGAGCAGGUGAUCAGGGCCGUGGUGCCGGCCAAGUACCUGGACGGGGAUACCAUCUACCACCUGCAGCCCAGCGGGCGGUUCGUCAUCGGAGGUCCCCAGGGCGACGCGGGCGUCACCGGCCGUAAAAUCAUCGUGGACACCUACGGCGGCUGGGGUGCGCACGGUGGCGGGGCCUUCUCCGGGAAGGACUACACCAAGGUGGACCGCUCUGCGGCCUACGCUGCCCGCUGGGUGGCCAAGUCCCUGGUGAAGGCGGGGCUGUGCCGGAGAGUGCUGGUGCAGGUCUCCUACGCCAUUAGCGUGGCUGAGCCGCUGUCCAUCUCCAUCUUCACCUACGGAACCUCCGAGAAGACAGAGAGGGAGCUGCUGGAUGUGGUGAACAAGAACUUCGAUCUCAGGCCUGGCGUCAUCGUCAGGGACUUGGACUUGAAGAGGCCCAUCUACCAGAAGACCGCCUGCUACGGCCACUUUGGGAGGAGCGAGUUCCCCUGGGAAGUUCCCAAGAAGCUUGUGUUUUAGAGGCUGUGCAGCUGGGCCGGCCUCACGGCGGAGGCCCAGGGCGGCAGCAUCCUCUUCUCCAGGGUCCCGACUCCCAGAUCUCCCAGCCCCUGGGCCACUCACCGCCCGCCGGGCACGCUUCCCCUCUGUCUUGCCCCCUCCCUGUGCUUCCUCCUCCCGGGUCCCCUCCCCGGCAAAGCCAGCUGCCUCUGAUCGAGCCAUCCCCUGUCGUCGCCUGAAUGGCAUGAGGCAGGGGCCUCCUGUGCCAGGGCCAGGUCCCCUCAUGAGGAUAGUCACGAGGUCCCCGGCCUCUCCCUCAGACCCAGGCGAUGUUCACUUAGGGAACCACCCCUGUCAGGAGUACAUCCCCCACUCGCCUCCCCCCACAGCCUGACCCUGACCAGCUCCCUCCGCCCCUGCGUGUGCCCUGGCCACUGCACCUCAAACGUCUGGAGGCCCCGUGUGGGCCUGGGUGUGCUGGGCCUGCCCUUGAGUCUGCGGCCAGCACCUGAGCCCAGGCAUCACACAGGCCUGCCCGGGCUGGGCUCCAUGGGGAGCAGAACAGGGCCCACGUCGCCCAAGCGUCUCCACCUGUAGGGGCUGAGCUAACCUGAUCCCAUUUCUUCUUCACUGCAACACAAUGGGGAGCACCUUGCAUAAUCCCAUUUAUGAAUGGGGAAACUGAGGCACAGGUCAUCUAGGCAACUUGCACAAGGUCCCACUGCCGCCUGUGUCAGAACCUAGAUAGGAGUCCAGGAGCUUUGCCUCAGCAGUUCCCCCCCUCCAUCUCAUGCCAGAAGCAAGCCCUGAGGAGGCAGACUGAGGCGAGGCUGUGGCCUCUGCCCCAAGAGCCGAGGCUGCCCCCGGCGAGCCCUGGGCAGGGGUCUGCAGAGUCAGCACAGAACCAAAGACUGUUGCAUUUGCCUCCUCGUUUUCAGAAGUGGGUUCAGGGUGGGCGGGGCGUCCUGGCCUCUGGGACCAGGCUGGAGUUUGGGAUCGAGGAGCAGCCAUAGAAUCCUGGCCCCUGACCACUCAGGGCCACGUGGGGCUUGGACUUCUGGACUUCCGGGGUCAGUGGUCCAAGUCGAGUCCUGUCCCCUCUGGGCUUCCCGGAGCUGGAGAAGCAGCUUGUCCUGGCAUGGGCAGCCCGCUCCUUAAAGAAGGGGCUGCAAGUCUUCAAGGCUUUCUCUCUCUUUGGCCUGCUCCCUCCGCUGCGGUCCGAGCGCCAUGGGAACACAUGGAUGAGCCCUCAGACCCCCCUGCAUCGCGCCUCCGGGCUGGCUCUCCAUCACGGGAAAGCUGCUCUGGGGGGCAAGCACCCACAUCACCGUCACCAUAAUGUCCCAGCGUGCCUCCCCCAGGUCCCCUCCCUCUCAGCAGACGGAGGCACAGGGCCGUGCUCCUCCUGCUCAGGCAGGUUUGAAGUGAAAAUUAAGGGUUUUAUACUUUCCCCCACCCCCUAAAAAACAGCAUCUUUUUUUGCCAACAUUGUUUAUAUGAGGCUAGAACCUUUAUUGACAGCUCCCGCAGGGACAGUGAAUAAAAACCCAAGGAGCAAGUGCCCUAUGCUGUCUUUGUCCACAAACCCAGAAGCCUCCCCUCCAGGUGGCACUGCCUGCUUCCCCGUCUCGCGGCAAAGUGCGUCCUCUCCUCGGUCCUCUCCUCGGUGCCCGCCUGGGCCAUCUGUCCUUGUGGGCUCCUCCACUGGUGCUGUGCUGAGUCACCCUGUCCGUCUGUGGGGGGCUCCUCCCCAGUGCUGUGCUGAGUCGCUCUAUCUGUGGGGGGCUCCUCCCCAGUGCUGUGCUGAGUCGCUGCGUUAACGUGUUUAUUCCGCACCGUGCUCCUCCGAGGCAGACACUCCUGGGAAACCCACAUUGCAGGCGGGGAACCUGAGGCCCCUGGACGGUCAGGGCUGUGACGGGGGCACCUGGCUGGCGAGUGGCCCACUCUCCAGGUGUCCCCUCUCCAUCACCAGCAUGCUCCCCUUCAUCCUCGUCUGUAUUCCCUUCUCCCGCCCCGUCCUCCUAUUUUCUACAGUAAGACUGGCACAAGGUGGGCGUCCGGUGGUGUUGGCAGAAUGGCCGAAUGAGUGACUGAAGUCAAGCGAAGUGAGCGAGUGAGGGGUUUGGUCUGCAGGGAGAUGAGCCAAACCUUUAAAUGGGUGUGCGUGUCCCUGUCGCACAUUUAGGGGGAUGACUCACACUGGUUUUGGUUAGACAGUGUCCCUGCCAUGGCCCCCAAGAGGCAGUCCUGAGAGCUGGAGCAGGUGGGGUGGGACCUGUGCUGUCCCCUGCAGGCAGAGACAGGAUCUGUGCCUGGAGAAGCCACGACCCUGGCUGUGCAAUGAAAGACUUUUCCUAGAAAAUAAUGCACAUUUUGUAAGAACACAUACGAACAAAAUGACACACAGGGAACGUUGGAACACUUGCCUGUGAUGGAAGGUGGUGAAAGAAUGGGCUUUGUGGGCAGAAAAGGCCACAUAAUGAGUGAAAGCCAGAAGGAGAAGCAACUUCUGAACCAUGACACCUCGAGUGUCAGAUGUGCUGGAAAUGUGGAAGAGCAAGCAAGAUGCAGGGAGCGGCCGGGGGUAGGAGGAAAGCCAGGAGAGGGGAGCCAAGUGGAGACUGUUGCUAGGAUUGGGAGGGUCACCCAUGAGCUAGAUGAUGUGAGGCCUCGGAGUGUCCAGUGUGGUCAGCCGUGUGGAGGUUGUUGGUGACCUGGGAAAAGGAGAGUCGUUAAGAAAAUGUAAAUAUGGCCGUGUGCCCCACCCCCAACUGUCAUCCAUUAGUACCUCUAGUACAUUCUGAAUAAAGUUCAAGGUGCGGGACUAA